Molecule: messenger RNA, 774 nt
Organism: Solanum tuberosum (potato)
Lineage: Eukaryota; Viridiplantae; Streptophyta; Magnoliopsida; Solanales; Solanaceae
Gene: PCM8
Product: calmodulin-6-like protein
Cellular component (GO): myosin II complex
Molecular function (GO): calcium ion binding
Source: RefSeq, marked provisional
GUCAAAGAGAAAUGGCGGAUCAGCUCACCGAAGAUCAGAUCUCUGAGUUCAAGGAAGCCUUCAGUCUUUUUGACAAGGACGGAGAUGGUUGUAUCACAACUAAGGAACUUGGAACUGUAAUGCGGUCAUUGGGGCAGAACCCAACUGAGGCUGAGCUUCAAGACAUGAUCAAUGAAGUUGAUGCUGAUGGAAAUGGGACCAUUGAUUUUCCAGAGUUCCUUAACCUGAUGGCUCGCAAGAUGAAGGACACUGAUUCUGAGGAGGAGCUCAAGGAAGCUUUCAGAGUGUUUGACAAGGAUCAGAAUGGAUUCAUCUCCGCAGCUGAGCUUCGUCAUGUCAUGACAAACCUAGGCGAAAAGCUUACUGAUGAAGAGGUUGAUGAGAUGAUUCGUGAAGCUGAUGUGGAUGGCGAUGGGCAGAUCAACUACGACGAGUUCGUCAAGGUUAUGAUGGCCAAGUGAGAACUGAUCAAUCCAACAUACUCUUUAGAAGUAAAAAUACAAAAGAGAAGGAAACGGAGCAGAUAAGUUUGUGAGAUUUCUAUUCCAAAUUAGGACGUGUUCUUUGUGUUAUUACCUUUGUCUCGGUGCUUGCCUACUUUCCAAUUCACAUGGUUAUGUAGUUCUGUUCUCCAGUAUAUCCUGUUUGCCCUGUUCCUUGUCUUAGUAGUUUGGGUUGUUAGCAACUUCUAGUAAUUUCUCCUGAAUUCGGUAUUGUGAAACUAUGACGUGUCAAACUUUUUUGUUUUGUAUUCUAUGUGACUAAUUUCGUCGA